AUGACGGGAAAUUGUGCUAAAAAUUGUGCUCWAAUUUUUCAGGUUGCAUUUUCAGCAUUGUAUAGUGGUGCCUCUGCUGGUGACAAAUGCACUUUAUUCAGUGAUAGAAACUUAAUUAAUCGACGUAACGUGAAAGCGGAUGUCUCCUCAGCAGCCAAUGCUUGCAGAAGAUUCUUUAUUAUUGAGGUAGAAGCAAGAGUAGUUGCUGCAGCUCUGCAUGUCCUGGGAAUGGAAGACCUCAGUGGCAAACCAGUAAAACAUCCAUUUCCAGAUGGUCUUGGUGACAGCUCAUCUAAAGAAGAGAAAAAGGCAUAUCUACAUAAAAUUGCAUUGCUAGUUGUAGAUUCCUUUGUUGUYGACAAAGUGAGAAAUGAAAAGAUYGAAGAAUCAUGUAAGCUACUGGAGGAAAAUGCAAAGAAUAACACAGUCAAUGCUGAAGGAAGAUAUCCAUGUCGAUAUCCUGGAUGUCAAAGAAGUUUUGCUCAUGAUGGAAAGCUAAGGAGAGAUCAUGAACAGCAACACAACCCUCCUGUUUCAAGUGUUCCAGAUAACAAAGUAAAGAAAGGAAAAAGAGCAAAAGAAAGUGAUGAUUUAGGUGAUGAUAUGCUUGCYUAUCAAAGAUCACUUUUGGACUAUGGUAUGCUAUUGUUAAAUUUCUGGGAUGCCAUUUCUGAGGGAGAUGGAAAGCGUUUGAUCCGCUGUUGGAAGUUCUUUUUAUUGUAUCUCAAACAUGAUAAUGGCUCAUCUAAAUAUUCCCUGGAGGCAUUAUAUCUAUUAUUUGAAGUAUAUGCUUUACUUAGCCCAAGAGCAUCCCAUCGCUUAAUCUGGAAUAGAUUCAUUAAGAACAAAUCUGGKAUGGGAGGAAACAUUCCAUUGGAUCUUCAACUUGAGUUUUACAAUAAAUCUGUAAAAGAAGCUAUCAAAAAGCUUGGUCCUGCAGCAUCACAGAAGUCAAUUGACAGAAUUUGYCAUUCUCUAAGGAUCACUACAGAACUAAUGGAAAACUUUGACUCUAGCCUCAGUCUUUAUAAAAGAUGUGGGAAGCAUACUAAGAAGUCAGUCAAGUGUGRUGUUGAGAAGGUCGUUAAGCAACUUGUUGAGCAAAGAGCAUUCACUUACACAACAAAUCGUAAAUACCAGCAUUACAGAGACAUGCCCCCAAGUAUGCUUACAGGCUUUGACAUGCAAAGCUUGUACAAGUGGAUCAACGAUCAUAAAAAGCAUAUGAUACUUCACAGACGAGCACGUUAAAAACAAUGACUUUGUAAAAAAACUUACAUUUACAUAUUUACAUUUUUCAUAUUACUAAUAAUCGUAAGUCAUACGGUUACAUACUAGUCUCACCUUCAUGGCAUAUUCACGUUGUAUCAUCAGUGUCCAUGGAGCUCUCUAUUUCUUCUAAUUCCYGGGUAUCAAAAAACUGCAACAAGGUUGAAUCAUCUCUGAUAUUG
Exaiptasia diaphana is the source of this 1451-nucleotide messenger RNA. RefSeq lists its product as uncharacterized. NCBI's taxonomy places the organism in Eukaryota, Metazoa, Cnidaria, Anthozoa, Actiniaria, Aiptasiidae. The transcript has 2 exons. The coding region runs from base 1 to 1251 and encodes 416 amino acids. The record is from RefSeq and is a predicted model, not a curated record.